Messenger RNA from Megalobrama amblycephala (Wuchang bream), 4070 nucleotides. It is a transcript of the gene emilin2a, whose product is annotated as elastin microfibril interfacer 2a. Gene Ontology annotation, molecular function: protein binding. The transcript is spliced from 9 exons. The record is from RefSeq and is a predicted model, not a curated record. Bases 483 to 3767 code for a protein of 1094 amino acids. NCBI's taxonomy places the organism in Eukaryota, Metazoa, Chordata, Actinopteri, Cypriniformes, Xenocyprididae.
CAAUACAGGCAAAGAAUAUGAUCUGAUAAGCGCAAAUAGCAAUGGGGUUAAAAGUGUCAAAUGUUUUUGCAACUCUGUGUAAACAAAUCGAAGCAUUUCUCUUAUUUUACUCACUGUUUUUGGCGAGCACUACGUUUACGUGAUCACCAAGUAAUAGUUUCCUGUAACAGAGAUAAAGGCAGAUGUUUUCAAUUGAGCUCUCAAACCGAGUUCAUUUAAAACACGCUUGGUGGGGUGUGCUGGGGCGCUAUUGUUUUUUGGAUGACUUCCCCUACCCCCAUCUACCCCCUUCUUUCAGAUAGGCGGCAGACCGAACCCCUGCAGACUAGAGUCCACCUUCAGUGUUUCGGACUUCCUCGAACUUUGUCAAACUUUAGCAGUAAGUUGAAGGCGCUCUCUUGAUUCUCUGCUCUCCAGAGGCUGAAACGCUGCUCAACUUUUCUCGCGCUGACACUGUGCAGGUUUUUGACUGUUUUUAGACAAUGAAUUGCCAGCCACCUUUCCCUGUACAGUUAUCAAUUUUAUUUAUCAUAAGCUUUUCUCUCACUCAUGGAUAUCCGUCAAGUCUUUUCCAGGGCAACGCAUAUUCAGGAACCGUUCAAAGGCACAGAAACAAAAACUGGUGCGCUUUUAUUGUCCAAAAGAACGUAAGCUGCGCAGUUCAAGGCAGCGUGGAAAGUCACGUUGAACCUGAACGCGCGCGCUGUCCCGAGCAUCAGCCUGACUGUGAGCCACAAAUGAUAUACCGUACUCGGUUUCGGCCGACUUAUAAGAUAGCAUACAAGACUGUGACUGAGUUAGAAUGGAGGUGCUGCCCAGGAUACCAGGGCCAAGACUGCAGAGAAGUGAAAGACUCUCCAAACAGUCAGACAGUAUACCGACAAUCAUACCCACAACAGCCACAGCAUGGACAAACUCGACCUUCACAAACAGGGCCAGAACGUCGAGAAACCGUUCAAUAUGAUAUCAGACGAGGAGCUGACAAAACACGCAUGUUGGAGGAAGAAGUGCAGCGUCUCUCACAGACUGUGCUGGAUCUUCAAGCAGCCAUGACAGGUAUGGCUGAGAACCUGCGGACAGACUUACAGGAGGACACCAGCAAGAUGCUCAUUACCCUCCUCAAUGACAGGACUUCACCUGACAGCGCAAGAACGGGAGGCACAGAGGAGAGUGUGGUGCUUCUGGAUGGCCACCAGGCCAUGAGAGGCCACACCCAUGGUGAAAGAGAAAUUGAGACGGUGUUGGCCAGGCUCAACGAUGUGACAGAUGCUCUCAAAAGCAAAGACGAAGCUCUUGAGGAACUGAGGGGAACAGUGACAGGGCAUGACGGGCAGAUCCGAAUGCUUAUGGAUAGUAGCUCUCAAGGCCUACCAGUCACAGGUGCUGCUGCUCAAGAUAUAGACAUCCUUCAGACUUAUAUUGAUGGGAAAUUUGAGAAGCUCAAGAAGGAGCUUGUUGUAAACAUGGAAGACGAGAUGGCUAAGAUGAAAAAUGUGUGUGAUGAAAAGAUUCAGUCUCUUCAAAAAGCAUGUGGAGAAGGAAAGGAAAGUGGCUAUUUGAGCCUCACCGAUCUAGUGCACAACAAGGAAGCUGAGCUUAGAAAGGAGAUCCGUGAGCUCAGAUUGGAUUUGUCCAUGUCAGAUGGUCUAAUGCGUGCGAACCGCCAAACAGCCAGUGAAAAAGAUGAUAGUGACUACAACGACUUGAGGAAGGAACUUGUUCGAGUCGCAGAUGCCCAUCGUGUCCUGAACGCCAGAGUGGACAACGAGCUAGAGCAUCUGUCCUCGUUGAAGAUGGAAGACCUGCUUGGUUCACGCAUUGAAGACCUGGAGGACAGGAUGAACGUCACUGAGAGGAACGCAGAGAAUUAUUGCUUCUAUGUGGAUGAAAAACUUACCAAGGAAAUUAUGGAUCAAGUAGCUAUUCUACGUCAACUCCUGGACCAGAAACUUGAUGCUAUGCAGGAUCAGUUCACUACCAUGUUGAUCGAGAUGAGCAACAACUCUUUCCCGGGGAUGCCUAGCGAUUCUGUUGAUGCUCUGCAAACUCAGGUUAACACUAACAGGCACCUUAUACAGGGGUUGGAGGACAAGUUUAAUGCAAUUGGGCAGAUAUGCUCAACUGACUGCAAAACCAGCCUACCAACCGAUUCCCAAAAGCCAGAAGGUCUGAAUAGUCUUGUAGAGGUCUUGAGAAAUGAUCUGAAUGUUUUACGUUCUGAUUUUGUGAACAACGUAGCAAAGCUUCAUGCAUUAGAGGAUACUAUUAGGAUGUCACCUGAGAAACAAUUCAUCAAUGCGCAUAUGCAGGACACCCGCAAAAGACUAAAUGUGUUGACUGACAAUGUUAAUGGAUUGACUGGAGCUAUAACAGGAUUGGGAGACACAGUUAGCAAAUUUAGCCAAGAUCUUCACACUUUGAACUCUACAUGUUGCCAGACAGGACAGGUAAGCGGUCCUUUUCUCCGGGAAGAAACUGUCAAACCAACUCAAAACCAGAUCGAAGAGCUAAAAGACAAAGUGGAUGCACUGAACGCUCAUGUGACCACGGAGUUGAGCUUGUGUAAGUUCACUGCAUCUGGAGUAGCUGAGGGUAUGUCGGUGGUGGAUGACAGGGUGAAGGCUCUGGAGAAGAUCUGUGGAAGGCUUGAUGGUGGGACAAACAAUAGCCAGGACCUUUCAGGGGAAUUGGAGAGGAAGGUGGCACAGAUGAACCGCACUCUGGGCACUCAUUCAGGAGAAAUCACAGCCCUUCAGAGCUCCCUUCUGAAUUUUCAGAGCCAACUAGCAGGAAUGGCUAAGCAGAUCCUUAAGGACCAUACAAGUAAAACACAAGGACUGCCUGUUCAGCAAGCGAGACCUGUCCCACUCCCUGACACUAGAGCUCCAACACAACCCAUGAGGCCUUAUGUUCCUCAUAUCCACAUACCUUUAAUCAUACCCCAUAGAACAGUCCCCACUGGCCGUCCCCAUGUGCACCAGCCAUACGUCCCACACCAGCCCUACUUGCCACAGCCUCCCAGCAGCCCCAGGCAUCCCAUCCAUCCCGUACAACCCCAUCAACCUGCCGUACACCAGCCAGUGGUGGUCACGGGGCAAGCCGGCCCACCUGGGUAUGUGCGCAGGGUAACGGUCAGACGGGAUCAGAGCUCAGAGGACUCAAGAACACCUGUGAAAGGAUUUGCAGGUGCUCCAGGUUAUCUUCCUGUCAAACCUGUCUCAUAUGAUUCCAAACAACCUCAUUCAUCGGUUGCUCAUGUCCCAUGGAGUCCUGCACAUCAAAGACCCAUUGCUACUCCAGUGUCACAGCAGAACUCCUUGAUGGACCCAUUUUCUUUCUCUGCGGGCCUUACACGGGAAACUUUCUCAGGGGACUUUGGUAUCAUCCGCUUUGACAGGGUGCUAGUCAAUGAUGGAGGACACUAUAACUCUCAGACAGGGAUCUUCACGGUUCCCGCUGACGGACGUUAUUUGGUGACUGCGGUUCUAACAGCUCCGCGGGGCGAGCGUGCAGAAGCCGUGCUCUCUGUGUCCAAUCGAAGCGUGCAGAAGUUGGACACAGCAGGUUACUGGAGUGGCCACCCGCGGCUGCCCCGAGAUCAGUGCGUUUGUGGGGGGUCUGCGUCCUUCAGCCUUAUCCUCCCUCUCCGGCAAAGUGACACCGUGGCCUUGGUCCGCACUGCUGGGAAGCUAGCGAUUUCUGAAUCUAGAGAGAUCCUCUCCACCUUCAGCGCUAUAUUCCUCUAUUCCCCUCAAGCCAAGAGAUAACCCCGUCACUGAGAGGGUUACUAAUAUGACUUUUAACACAAAUUUAACCAUUCACGAUGCUGCCUCAUGUGUAAAGGUGUGCUCACAUUAUUUCUGCAAAGUUUUCCAUCACGCAAAAUUCCCAUUCACAUGGAUUCCUAUUGAAAUUACUGGAUUGCCUGUGAAAAUUUGCUGAACAAUGGUAAAUGUGACUGCACCCUAAAGGGUUAGUUCACCCAAAAAUUCAAUUUCUGUCAUUAAUUACUCACCAUCAUGUCGUUCCAAACCCGUAAGACCUUUGUUCAUCUUCAGAACACAAAUUAA